Molecule: messenger RNA, 3395 nt
Organism: Nerophis lumbriciformis (worm pipefish)
Lineage: Eukaryota; Metazoa; Chordata; Actinopteri; Syngnathiformes; Syngnathidae
Product: major histocompatibility complex class I-related gene protein-like
Biological process (GO): immune response
Cellular component (GO): external side of plasma membrane
Source: RefSeq, a predicted model, not a curated record
CUCAUGUUUGCUCGUCAAGCAAAUUGUCGCCGCCUUGUUUUUCUCUGAGGAUUAAAAGUAGAAAGGUUUGAGACAUUUAAUAAUACCUGGGAUUUAUAUAGCGCUUCAUUCAUUCACAGCUGGUGAUGGUAAGCUACUUUCAUAGCCACAGCUGCCCUGGAGUAGACUGACGGAAGCGUGGCUGCAAUUUGCGCCGACCACCACCUAUCAUUCAUCAUUCAAUUCACCGGUGUGAGUGGCACCGGGGACAAAGGGUGAAGUGUCCCGCCCAAGCACACAACGGCAGCGAUUUUUGGAUGGUAAGAGGCGGGGAGCGAACCUGCAACGGUUUCUGGCACGGUUGCUCUACCCACUACGCCAUGCCGCCCCAGAUGAUGAACUUGCUUUUCUUCUUCCUCCUACUUGUACAAACACACAGCGUGACGCCUGUGAUUCAUUCACUUGAGUAUUUCACCACUGCAUCCUCUCAAGUUCCAAACUUCCCUGAGUUUGUGAGUGUUGGUUAUGUUAAUGAAGUUGAGAUUAUUUACUAUGACAGCAACAUCAGGAAAGCAGAAUCCAAACAGGACUGGAUGAACAACAUCACAGCAGAGGAUCCAGACUACUGGCAGAGACAAACAAAGUACAAUGUUAUUAAUGAACAUAUCUUCAAAGAGAACAUUGAAACAUUUAAGAAGCGUUUCAACCAAACUGGAGGUGUUCACACUUACCAGAGGAUGUCAGGAUGUGAAUGGAAUGAUGAGACUGAUGAGGUUAACGGUUGGGAGCAGUACAGUUAUGAUGGAGAAGAUUUAAUAUCGUUGGACAUGAAGACAUGGACAUACACUGCAGCAAAACUACAAGCUUUCCCCUCCAAAUUCAAGUGGGACGAAAACAAACCUCUACUAGACUACAUUAAGUUUUAUUACACUGAGGAUUGUCCUUCUUACUUGAAGACGUAUGUGAAGUAUGGGAAGAAGGUCCUAAUGAGAACAGAGCUUCCAGAGGUGUUCCUCCUCCAGAAGACGCCGUCCUCUCCGGUCAGCUGCAUGGCGACAGGUUUCUACCCCGACCGAGCCGACCUGUUUUGGAGGAAAGACGGCGAGCAGAUCUUCGAGGACGUGGAGCACGGAGAGCUGCUCCCCAACCCCAACGGAACCUUCCAGAUGUCGGUGGAGCUGAAAGUGGAGGUGACUGCUGAGGUGGAGGGCAAGUACGAAUGUGUGUUCCAGCUGUCUGGCGUCAAAGAGGACCUGGUCACCAAGCUGGAGAGAAGAAGCAUCCUGAGCAACGCAAGCCAUGAAGGCAAUGUCUGCGUCACUGCCACGGUGGCGGUCCUCGUUGGGGCGGUCCUCGUUGGGGCGGUCCUCGCUGCGGUGGUCCUCCUGGCGCCCGGCAUCAUCAUCAUCAUCAAGCGUUGCCCAAGCAGACAAGCCGAAUACGAUCCAACCGUCAUUAAAAGAUUACAGUUGGUACAAAAUGCGGCUGCUAGACUUUUGACAAGAACAAGAACCAUCCAUCCAUCCAUCUUCAACCGCUUAUCCGGAAUCUGGUCGCGGGGACAACAGCUCCAGCAGAGACCCCCAGACUUCCCUCUCCAGAGCAACAUUAGCGACUUCCUCCUGGGGAAUCCUGAAGCGUUCCCAGGCCAGAGAGGAGAUGUAAUCCCCCCAUCUGGUCCUUGGCAUGCCUCGGGGUCUCCUCCCAGUGGGACGUGCAACGAGGACCUCCCUAGGGAAACGCUCAUGAGGCAUCCUCACUUUCCAAGCAAAGGAGCAGCGGCUCUACUCCGAGUCUUUCUCGGGUGACUGAACUUCUCACCCUAUCUCUAAGGGAGAUGCAAGCCACCCUUCUGAGGAAACUCAUUUCGGCCUCUUGUAUCCGCGAUCUUAUUAUUUCGGUCAUGACCCACACUUCAUGACCAUAGGUGAGAGUAGGAAUGUAGAUAGCUUGGUAGACCGAGAUCUUUGCCUUCUGGCUCAGCUCUCAUUUCGUCACAACAGUGCGGCUGAGAGACUGCAAUACUGCCCCAGCUGCUCCGAUUCUCCGGCUGAUUUCCUUCUCCAUCUUUCCCUCCCUCGUGAACAAGACCCCGAGAUACUUCAACUCCUCCACCUGGGACAGAGUCUCGUCCUCUACCUGGACUGUACAAACCAUCGGUUUCCUGCUGAGAACCAUGACCUCAGAUUUGGAGAUGCUGAUCCUCAUUCCAGCCGCUGAACACUCGGCUGCGAACCGAUCCAGUGAGAGCUGAAGGUCACGAACCGAAGGUGCCAUCAGGACCUCAUCAUCUGCAAACAGCAGUGACGCAACCUUUAGCCCCCGAGAUGUAUACCCUCUCCGCCAAGGUCACGACUCUGCCUAGAAAUCCUGCCCAUGAAAAUCACAAACAGGAUAGGUGAAAGAGCGCAAAACAACAAGAACGCUUGAUCAUAUUACGCCUAUAGUUAAUCACCUCAAAUCAGUGAUUCUCAAACUGGACGCGGGCUCCACCUAGUGGUAUGCCAAAGAAUCACUUAAGUAAAUAUUCAAACUCAGUGUUAUUGUUCAAACUGUGUGUAAAUAUUAAAUAAAACCUGUCUGAUUUUUAAUGAAUACGUUGGCCUACUACGCUACUGCAUUUUAAUGUUGGUCAAUAUGGUAGUAAUUAGAGAGCCAGGUUUUUUCUGAGAUGGUACUUGUUGAUAAAAGUUUGAGAACCACUGCUUUAAAUUACAGUCAUGAUGCCUCAGGACCACAUCUUAAUUGUUUCCAUUUAUUACUACUUCUGUUCACAAUACACACUUUAGACUCCUCAUUGUACAGUAGCUUUAGGUUCAGUACUGUAUUUACUACUUUACGUUUUAGUUGUGUACCUCUAUGUAAUUUCCUCAUUGUGUUUCUUGUCCAGAAUCACAUGACUAAAAGCUUCUAUAGGAUCUCUUAGAUUGCAAUCGGCUUUAAUCAGUAGCAUAACAGUCCUUUUUGAACACCAGUUGUACAUUUUGUGUGUAGAGGUGAGUUAACAAACAGUACAGAGUACAGGCCAGUUUUACUGUGUACACUAGUUAUUCUCAAACUGGGGUACUGGCUCCAUCUAGUGGUAAAAUCACUUCGUUAAAAUACAGUGGGGGUUUUUUUCCCCCAUAUUCAAACUGUGUAAUGUUACAGUGGUCAAAAUACAAAAUAUACGUGGUAAAUAAAAACCUUAUGUCAUGUAAAUAAUGUAUUUUUAUAAUGUUGUGUUAUUGUUAGAAUUACACAAAAUGUGUAAGUUACGUGAAAAUACCUGAAGGUUGUUCGAUGUUCUGUCAAUGCGGAACCAUUGUCUCGUUGUCCCUCCUACUGCACUAAUUGCUGUGACACCUGCAUCUUUAUACGUGUUGGACACGCCUUUCUACUUCCCUUUUGUCCACGAUAAUGGGAGAGGUAGGCGA